AUGCCAAUGAAAGGAGUGUGGCUGGUGCCGGAUGUAUUUCGUGGUUAUGGUGAAUUUAUCUUACGAAUGCAUUGGCUUUUUAUGUCGAGCCCCUCCUCUUUUAUUACUCGGAUGAACGUUGAAUGUCUUACUUCUUUCAAUCAAUUUGCUCAUCAUCAUCAUCACCAACAGCAGCAGCAUUUAUUGGAGCCUCAUUCACUCUUGUGGCAUCAUCCUCCUUAUCCAUGUAUUGACUCUUGGACGACAACAUCCAUUGACAAUAACAGUAGUAGAAAGAGAAAGACUCAUCCACUUGAUCAACAAACAUCAGCUCUAUCCAUGGAUCAACCACCACAACCACCAGUGAAGAAAUCAAAACCUUCAUCAUCAUCUUCUCGUACACAAUCAUCAUCACAACAACAUCAACGUCACCAACAGCACGAGCCACCUCCACCUCCACCACCGCAGCCAACAUUUCAGCUGUCAUAUGAAGAUAUUAGCGUACGCAGUCUCGAAGAAGAUUUACAUCAUUUACAGGAUGAAUACGCGACCAUUGAAAUCAUCCUCAACUCUUUGAGAAAUGCUUAUCCCAUUCGGCCACUUGAUACCGCUUCAGAGGAGCUCUUGGAUGAGAUGGAUCGAGAAUUGAGCGUUGCGUAUGACGAUGUGAAGGCACAAGUACGGCAAUUGGCACGUAGCAUUCAUCGUCUAGAAGAGGAGAUUGUCUUAUUCCUUCCAAGAACACCAAUACCAACCGAUUCAUCCAUGUCGGCAGGUGCUGCUACUACAACGAUAACUUCUCAAGCCGAUGAUGACAGCAGAGAUGACGAGCCACCACUUCCAACAUCGAUGGGAUGA
Messenger RNA from Lichtheimia ornata, 837 nucleotides. RefSeq lists its product as uncharacterized. The record is from RefSeq and is a predicted model, not a curated record. NCBI's taxonomy places the organism in Eukaryota, Fungi, Mucoromycota, Mucoromycetes, Mucorales, Lichtheimiaceae. Bases 1 to 837 code for a protein of 278 amino acids. The transcript has 2 exons.